GCCUGUCUGCCGUCCUUUCGCUUCGUCUUUCUCGUCUCGCUUCUCUCCUUCUCAGCGUCUCGGCUGUGACGUCACUGUCUUCAGGUGAACAGCUGCGGCCUGCCUGUGACGUCACGGGGAUGGGCAGGUCACAUGGUCUCCGAGGAACCCUGCAGCGUCGUUGCCAGCAGAGGAGGAAGAAGUGGAAGAGGAGGCGCGGGUUCGAACCCUAGUACUUCGGCGGCCACACGCACGAACUGAACUGUUAGACGCACGACUCCCGUCUCAACCAGCGCCUUGUCCGCCGGAACUUGAGUUUGUUGAACCUGUUGGAACCUGUUGGAACACGCGAGUGUACUGCGCAGGCGCGGUGUCCCGGCGCCACAGGAACCGGGUCUGACCCGCCGUCAAUGGCCCUUCCUCAUCCUCAUGUCCUAUGGAGGAGGUCGCUCGGGACACUCUGACCGUGUCCAUCCAGAGCCAUAUUAUGACCAGGUCUACGCGGGCUCGCUGCCUCGGGUCAGCGACGGUGACUUCCGGCCACUGAGGGACCCGCUUCUCGCCCAAAGCUCUGACCCGCUUCCACCGCCACCACUGCCCGACAAGCCACCCGUUGGUCCAGAACUUGAUUCCACCAGCAGCGACCCGGAAGCGGACGGGGCCCUCGACAUCAAGCCGGUGCAUCGCUUCAUCCCAGACUCUUGGAAGAACUUCUUCCGAGUGAGUGGCCGUAGCGAUAAACCGUGGUCCAUGCCCGGGUCCAACAACAAUAACAGCACCAGCGAGGGCGUCCGCUGCUCGCCGCCUCACUCGCCUUCUGUGGUGGCCUCUUACCGUGAUCCAUAUGGCGGGUCUGGCAGGAGCUACCACUCGGGCAAGGAGCUGCUCGAGGUCCACGACUCUCACGGGUCACAGUCGGGUCGCACCUACCGCACAGGCCUGAGCUACAGCGAGCGUGUGGAGGAGUACCAUCAGCGAUACGCCUUCAUGAAGUCGUGGGCCGGGCUGCUGCGGAUCUUGGGCUGUGUGGAGCUGCUGCUGGGCGCCGCCAUCUUCGCCUGCGUGUGUGCCUACAUCCACAAGGACAACGAAUGGUUCAAGAUGUUCGGCUACUCGUCGCCUGGUGCGGCCUACGGCGGGAUCUACGGUGGCACCAGCGGGUCGUACUACACCGGCCCCAAGACGCCGUUUGUCCUUGUGAUCGCGGGGUUGGCCUGGCUGGUGACCAUCAUCGUGCUGGUCCUGGGAAUGACCAUGUACUACAGGACCAUCCUGCUGGACUCCACCUGGUGGCCACUCACAGAGUUCACCAUCAACCUGGUGCUGGCUAUACUCUUCAUGGCAGCAGGAAUUGUCUACGUGCACGACACGACACGCGGUGGCCUAUGCUACCUGCCCGUCUUCAACAACGGCAUCAAUGGCGCGUUCUGCAGGACGGAGGCGGGCCAGACUGCCGCCAUCAUUUUCCUCUUUGCCACCAUGGUGGUCUACCUCAUCGGUGCUGGUGUGUGCCUCAAGCUGUGGCGGCAUGAAGCCGCACGGAGACAGCGAGAGCGCUAUGGUCAAGAGAUGCAGCCGACCUCUGACCUCACUGCCACCCAGCCGCUGACAGCUCCGGCCGCCAAGGUUCCUGAACAGGUCCAGGGUUCCUCUGUGGUCCCCAUCCAGUCCAGACCUAACCCUGGCCGCCCGCAGGUCCUCCAAGGAGUCAUUCCAUCCGGGCACAUUCCCAAACCCGUCAUCGUCCCGGACUACAUAGCGAAAUACCCGACGAUCCGCUCAGACGAGGAGCAGGACCAGUACCGCGCUGUCUUCAACGACCAGUACGCCGAGUACAAGGAGCUGCACGCCGACGUCCAGGCCACCAGUAGGAAGUUCGAUGAGAUGGACGCCAUGAUGAGGAGCCUGCCUCAGCAGCCUGCCAGCCAUACAGAGGUGGAGCGCAUCAACCGGAUCCUUCAGGAGUUUCAGAGAAAGAAGAAUGACCCCACCUUCCUGGAGAAGAAGGAGCGCUGCGAGUACCUAAAGAGCAAACUGUCACACAUCAAGCAGAAGAUCCAGGAGUAUGACAAAGUCAUGGAGUGGAACGACGGCUACGAAUUCCUCGAGUCGCCGCGUCUUCCUCCUGGUUCCGGACGGGUCCACGCGCUACAACCUCUCCAGUCAAGUUUCCAGAACCAGCGGAGCCCUGCAGCGAUGUCAUCUGGACCCAUCGGGAGUCCGCCGCCGUACGAGUCUGACAAUGGCUUCGUCCCACCGCCUCAGCCCGCCUACUCAUACUACCCUGACGAUGAGUUCCAGCACUUUUACCGCUGGACAUCUCCACCAGGCAUCCUAAAGAUCAUGGCCGCCAUUGUCAUUGUGCUGUGCGUGGCCAUAUUCGCUUGCGUGGCAUCAACGCUGGCACACGACACACAAGGGGCACUGUCUGGCUUCGGUGGAAUCGGCGGUGGCUACGGUGGCACUUACGGCGGAAGCUACGGCGGCUCAUACGGCGGAGGCUACAACUACGGAGGAGGAGCUUAUGGACCCGGGAACAACUACGGCUACGGUGGACUCGGCGGAAACUACAACGACCCUCGUAAAGGCAAAGGCUUCAUCAUCGCCAUGGCAGCCAUCACCUUCAUCGCUGCGUUGGUCAUCUUCAUCGUCAUCGUGUCGCACCAGAGCUUGUCCGAGAGCCGGAGGUUCUACCUGGCGGUCAUCAUCAUCUGCGCCAUACUAGCGCUGCUCAUGCUGGUGGCGACGAUCGUCUACCUGAUCGCAGUCAACCCCAUGGCCCAGUCGUCGGGCUCGGCCUACGGCAGCCAGAUCGCCGGCCUCUGCGCCCAGUACCAGCAGCCCCAGCCGUCGGGCAUGUUCGUCAAUCAGUACCUGUACCACUACUGCGUGGUGGAGCCACAGGAGGCCAUCGCAGUGGUGUUCGGGUUCCUGGUCACCAUCGCACUGAUCAUCAUGCUGGUCUUUGCCCUGAAGACCCGCCAGAAGAUCCAGAACUACGGCAAGAGCAACAUCCUGUGGCGGCGGGUUAAGGUUGUGGAUGAGCUGGAGCCCCCCCAGGACGUGGAGGCGUGGGUGAACAAUGUGUCGGCCCCAGGAGAGGACCUUCCGAUGUCCGACUUCCCUGACAAGCUGCGCGGCUCCCGCAGCCACCUGGACGACGACAGCAACUACGACAAACCUCCGCUCAGCUACACCCCUCAACCUGUGUUGGAGGAGGAGGCGCCGCUGCGCCACAGCGCCCCCUACAGCAGCUCAGAUGUUCCCAGCUCCAACAGGAGGCGCCCCGGUCGGCCACGGCGCACCGAUGGUCAGGACUACGACACGGACUAUGCCUCAUCCGGGGACGAGCUGGACGACGACGACUUCUACAGCGAGUUCCCCCCCAUCAGGAAUGAUCAGGAGCGCAACGACUACAAGCGCGAGUUUGACCGUGAGCACAGCGAGUACAAGGACCUGCAGGCGGAGCUGGAUGCCAUCAACAAGAGUCUGGCGGAGGCUGACCGUGACCUGGACGAGCUGCCGGAGGGCAGUCCGCAGUACCUGGACGCGCUGGACGCCUACAACAGGAUAAAAGAUCGCAAGAAGUCUGCUGACUACCAGACCAGGAAGCGACGCUGCAAAUUUCUGAAGGCUAAGCUCAAUCACAUCAAGAAGAUGGUCGCUGACUUUGACCGCAGCGGAUGAGGCGACGGAGGCGCCACGACCUGGACGCGAUACAGUUGCCACUUUUCUACGUUUUUAAAAUUGUUUUUAUUGUUUUAAUGUUUUUAUCCUGUACAUAUCUGGGAAGCGGCUUUAGCAGAGACUCUGGAACUUUGAUGCUGUGAUUUUUUUCUAAACUGGUUUUUAUCCAAAU
Molecule: messenger RNA, 3838 nt
Organism: Synchiropus splendidus (mandarinfish)
Lineage: Eukaryota; Metazoa; Chordata; Actinopteri; Syngnathiformes; Callionymidae
Gene: marveld2a
Product: MARVEL domain containing 2a
Exons: 17
Coding region: 409-3666 (1085 amino acids)
Biological process (GO): bicellular tight junction assembly
Cellular component (GO): cytoplasmic vesicle; bicellular tight junction; apical plasma membrane
Source: RefSeq, a predicted model, not a curated record